AAUGGUUACUUGAAAGCUGGAGAUGGAAAGACUUUCUCACGGGCAUGCAGACUGUGCACAACUUUGACGGUGGCCUCGUACCACCACUUACUCUGCAUAUCUGAAGCCACAGCUCUUAUAGACUCGUAGACGGUGUCGUUAACCUGCGACGUCAAGCCCGUCACCUUGACCAUGGCUCCGAAGGAUGCUGGACGGUCGCAGCACAUCGCAAAGGAUAGCAAGAGUUCUAAGAAGAUACAAAGGCAACCAACACCUGUCCCUGAGCGGCUGAAGCGGCUGUUCAACUCACUUUGCGCCCAGAUCGACGGUGGACAUUUCGCAAAUGCGAUCAAGACGUGUGACAAGAUUCUGAGACUCGCGCCGCAUGACCGCGAUGCCCUACAGACCAAGUUAUUCUUGCUGCUACAGACGGAACGAUAUGGUGAUGCCCUUGCUCUGAUCGACGGACAGCCUGAAUUUGUGUUCGAGAAAGCAUAUUCUCUUUACAGGCUGCAUAAGGAGGACGAUGUAGCAGAGGUGCUGGGGACGCUUAAGCAGGAGAAGGGGGAGGAUGAUAGAGGUGUCAUUCACCUCGAGGCUCAGUUGAGCUACCGCCAAGGCUCAUAUCAGAAGGCUUUCGAUCAAUACAAUGACCUCCUCGAUAAUACUGACCCGGAUACAGAAGAGCAUUCUGACAUCUUGACGAACCUGGAAGCUGCGCAACAGCACCUUGAUUUCAUCAACAAGAACUAUCUCCGCGCUCUUGACGUGCUUCCGGGCACUCUAACUUCCACUAUAGAAUCCGUCCCGCCACCACCCCCUCCACAGCCAUCAUCUGCCCUCCUAGCUGCCUCCUCAUCCGUCGCUUAUGAUGAGCAGAAGAAGGCUUCUGCAUCCCAGAAGGUCCGAGCGAAGCGUGUUCCUGCAGGCGUUGUUCCUGGUGUGACACCGCCGCCUGAUCCAGACCGUUGGAUUAAGAAGAGUGAACGGUCCACGUUUCAUUCAGGUGGUCAUAAGAAGAGGAAGGGUGGUGGCGCAACCCAAGGAGUCGUGGAGGGUCCUCAUCUGGCUACGGGUGGGGGUAGCGGUGGAGGCGGUGGAGGCAAAGGCAAAGGCAAAAAGAAGAAGUAGACGCGUUGAUGUCGGUCGGUGUGGUACACUGUGUACGCGAAGAUGCAUUCAUCCGGGGGUACCCCGCCCCGGUGGUGAGCUCUAUAAUAUCACUAUCGAUGAUGGUGCUUAUCUGCAUCUAAACGUGCAACGCUCUCGCCACACCUCGUAGAUGGUAUGGGGAUUCGGGACACUCAGGAUUUUUCAUUAGCAGAGUAGUUCACGCGGCAAUUGCAAGGUGCGAGGCAACACAUGUGUUGUUGCAUAUGGCUCUAAAAGGCAAGACCUUGGGAGCAACCUCCCCACCUCCAGGGUCAAAAAUCUGGCUAGCGCUCGCUCGGAAAUGCUUGAUACAUUACCGACUUGUCUUCUGACAUCCUUCAUUUGACUGUUGUUCGUCAUUGCAAGAGACUCAGAUUACUGGGGUAGUUUACUUCCGCAUCCUCCCCAUCAUAUCGUCUCGAAGGUAUUCAAUGGUU
Molecule: messenger RNA, 1568 nt
Organism: Somion occarium
Lineage: Eukaryota; Fungi; Basidiomycota; Agaricomycetes; Polyporales; Cerrenaceae
Source: the annotation of a GenBank genome assembly